This is a messenger RNA of Perkinsus marinus ATCC 50983, 586 nucleotides long. Its product is annotated as methionine aminopeptidase 2, putative. NCBI's taxonomy places the organism in Eukaryota, Perkinsozoa, Perkinsida, Perkinsidae. The annotation marks the transcript as partial. The transcript is spliced from 6 exons. The record is from RefSeq and is a predicted model, not a curated record.
AUGCUUGACUUGUGCCAAGCCAUUGAAGCGAAGACCAGGGAGCUUCUAGGAGCGCCGCCCAUGGGAAGUGACGACCCGAAUUUCCUCGCUAAGGGCUACGGUUUCCCCACUGGAUGUUCGCUUAACAACGUGGCUGCUCAUUACAGUCCUAAUUAUGGUGACACUACUGUAUUGAAGGAGGGCGAUAUCUGCAAACUCGACUUCGGAACGCAGGUUGGAGGUCGUAUCGCAGAUUGCGCUUUCACCAUUGCAUUCGACCCGAAGUUCGAUCCCUUGAUCGAGGCAACCAAAGAAGGAACUAGAGCUGGUGUCAAUUUCGCUGGUAUAGACGCGAGAUUCUCCGAGAUUGGUGAGGUCAUUCAGGAGGCUAUAGAGAGUUAUGAGUUCCUCGAAAGGGAUGGUGCCGAGGCUAUCCCCAUCAAAGCCAUCGAAAACCUGAGCGGGCACUCGCUGGGCAAAUACCAGAUGCAUGGUGGACAGGGUGUACCCAUCGUCAAAAACGACGAGCCAGGAUGCAUGGAGGAAGGCCAAUUCUAUGCCGUCGAAACCUUCGCGAGCACUGGUCGGGGCUACUGUAUAGAGGAGG